AUGUCGGAUACUAGGCAUCUAUCAACCGAAGCGGAUGAGAGAAUCGAAAAUAGAAGCUGUGAUUUACCCGACGAUAUGCUCUUACGGAUCUUCUACUUCGUCCCGACAAAAGUCGCAGCCGCCACUGCAGUCUUGUCUAAACGAUGGCGUCAUAUCUGGACGAUGAUGCCUCAAAUCUCCUUCAAAGACGAAGGCAGCGAGAGCCUUGAGCAGGCAUUGCAACUUCACAAGGCACCGAAACUAGAGUGCUUGCUUUUCAUACUUUGUUCGGUUCAUGUGGAUGUCCGGAAGUUCGUUGAGAACGCAGUUAAACGCGGUGUAGAAGUGGUAGAAUUCGAGUACAACUUGAUCGGAGUGCCAACAAGGCUUCCUAAGAUUCUUUACACAUGCGACACGCUCGUUGAUUUAACUCUGUCCAACCAGAUUCUAGUGGAUGUUUCUUCCCAGGCUCGCCUACCAUCUCUCUUGUAUCUGAUGCUUAUGAACGUGGUGUACAAAGACGAAGACUCUCUUGUUAGCCUUUUAUCAAGUUCCCCUGUUCUU
Microthlaspi erraticum is the source of this 543-nucleotide messenger RNA. The record is from the annotation of a GenBank genome assembly. Lineage: Eukaryota; Viridiplantae; Streptophyta; Magnoliopsida; Brassicales; Brassicaceae.